AAACCUGAAGGCAAAACUUUUCGAAGACUAUCUUAUUUUAAAACGUCUUAAUAUUAUUCAUAAACUAAUCUUAUUUCAUAUAAGCAUUGACUUAAAGUUAUCUUAUUACUACCGAAUUCAUAGUCGUUCAAGAUUAUCUUAUUCGACGUAUAUAUAAUUAAAUAAGGCGGUCUUCAUCAAGUUAUGUUAAAAGUAGACUUAAGAUAUUAGUAGUGCUCAGUGCUUGUGUAGCUAUUUUGUUCGUAGUUAAACAAAUUUAUUUUUUAAUAUGGAAGUGGUCAAUAUAAUUGAUUUACAUAAUGAUUUAGAAAUAGAUGAUAUUAAUAGCGAUGAUGAAAGAGACGUGCGUGUUCCGAAAAGAUAUAUUAGAGACUGGUUCGAUCCGUUUCACUUUUAUAGUAACAAAGAAUUUAAAAGGCGUUUUAGAUUUAAUAAAGAAUCUGUAAUACAUGGAAUUUUGCCAGAAAUUGAAGAAGGACUUGCACGCAAUAAUAAUCGUGGUCUUCCAAUACGUCCGGUAUAUCAAUUGUUAAUUUGUCUACGGUUCUACGCUACAGGCAGUUUUCAGGCAGUACUUGGAGAUACAAUUAUUGUCUCGCAACCAACUAUAUCAAGAGUUGUAUUUCGAGUAUCCAUAUUGUUAGCAAGGAUAUUCAAUAGGUUUAUAAAAAUGCCUUCUACACCAGAUGCUAUAAGAGAAAAUCACAACCUUUUUAAAGAUAUAGGAAGUCGUGCUGGAGGUAUUGGUUUACCAGGGAUUGAUGGAGCUAUUGAUUGUACACAUGUACGAUUAGUUGGUACCAAAUUGCAGAACAUAGAAGAAAUUUAUAGAAAUCGAAAGGGAUAUCUAUCAUUAAAUGUACAGGCUGUUGUUGGGCCUAGAACAAUUUUUGGAUAUUGUUCCAGAAUGGCCGGGUAGCCAGCAUGAUAGUAGAAUUUUUCAAAAUUCUGCUAUAUAUUGGCUGAAGACGUCACCUUUCCAACGUUAUAUAAUAUGUAGAUGGAAGUAUUAAUGACAACACUUUACGACGCUUAUAACUCCAUCUAUUGAAACUCCGCACGAACUUUUGCACUCACCCAAUACAUGAAAUACUUUCAACGUCAGUUGCCACGUAUUCUAAUAGGAGAUGCAGGAUAUCCCUGUUUACCAUUUCUUUUAACUCCUAUUCAGAAUCCGCAAACAGAUGAAGAAAUUGCUUAUAAUGUACUUCACGGAAGAACACGUCAGAUUGUUGAAAGAACAUUUGGGAUAUGGAAACGUAGAUUUCCGUGCUUAUCUAGAGGAUUAAGCAACAAGUUAAUUGGUUCAACAACAAUAGUUGUUGCGUGUGCUGUGCUGCAUAACAUGUCUUUAAUUUUUAAUGAUGUUACCAGAAGAAGAAGUUGAAGAAAAUAAUGAAAUAGAAAUACCAAUUGAACCACACUGGCAGCCGGGAGAGGGUUUUGUAAUGCGAGAAGCACUUAUUGAGAGACUGUAUAGAUAGUUUAUUAUACAACUUAUUACACAACUUAUACAAUAAACAAAAAGUAACAAAGUAAA
Molecule: messenger RNA, 1540 nt
Organism: Harpegnathos saltator (Jerdon's jumping ant)
Lineage: Eukaryota; Metazoa; Arthropoda; Insecta; Hymenoptera; Formicidae
Product: putative nuclease HARBI1
Exons: 5
Coding region: 269-919 (216 amino acids)
Source: RefSeq, a predicted model, not a curated record